AUGGAAACAGAAAUUUUAAUUAAAUCACCGAAAAAUGUUCAUCUCUCGGGCAAAUUGAAGACCUUUGAUGAUCAAGAAAUUUCUGGUAGCGAUCAAGUGUAUUAUGACAAACAACAAGAUGUUUGGAGAUGUCGAUUUGCACCGCCACGAAAUGGAAAAUAUAAGAUUUUAAUUUAUGCUAAAAAAAUAACUGAUACUGGUACAUAUCCGAAUGUUUUAGAAUUUGAAGUUGUAGCCACAAAUUUGACAUUGCCCAUCUCCUAUCCAAAGGUGCGGCAACUCUUUUUUGAUUAUGAAAUGCAAAUAAUUCAACCGACAAAUCAGUAUGCAAUCAAGAGUUCUGUUCAAACAGAAGUGCUAAUUCGAGCAGCGAAAAAUAUUGAAUUAAUAGGCACACUAACAACAUUAGAUGAGGAAAAGAUCCCUGGUAGCGAUCAAGUGUAUUAUAACAAACACCAAGAUGUUUGGAGAUGUCGAUUUGCACCGCCACGAAAUGGAAAAUAUAAGAUUUUAAUUUAUGCUAAAAAAAUAACUGAUACUGGUACAUAUCCGAAUGUUUUAGAAUUUGAAGUUGUAGCCACAAAUUUGACAUUGCCCAUCUCCUAUCCAAAGGUGCGGCAACUCUUUUUUGAUUAUGAAAUGCAAAUAAUUCAACCGACAAAUCAGUAUGCAAUCAAGAGUUCUGUUCAAACAGAAGUGCUAAUUCGAGCAGCGAAAAAUAUUGAAUUAAUAGGCACACUAACAACAUUAGAUGAGGAAAAGAUCCCUGGUAGCGAUCAAGUGUAUUAUAACAAACACCAAGAUGUUUGGAGAUGUCGAUUUGCACCGCCACGAAAUGGAAAAUAUAAGAUUUUAAUUUAUGCUAGAAAGAUAACUGAUACUGGUACAUAUCCGAAUGUUUUAGAGUUUGAGCUCCUUGCUGAUAAUGUGACAUUACCCAUCUCUUAUCCAAAGACGUGGCAAAGUUUUUACGAUUAUCAAAUGGAAAUUAUUGCACCAAAUAAUAGUCGUUACAGCGUGUGGCCAACAAACGGCUCUUAUUCUGAAAUAUUGCUAGGUGCACCCGGAAAUAUUGAAUUAUCUUCUGACAUCAAACAAGGCGAUCAAAAAUUAGAUAAUGGUAGUUUAAUACAAUAUGAUUCCACAAAAAAUUUGUAUCAGUGUUUAUUUGCUCCACGUAAUGUAGGUGAACAUAAACUGACGAUUUAUGCAAAACCAAGUAGCGAUACAUCAGCGUCACGUUUAUCAGCUGUUGAAUUUGACUUAAAGGUGACUAAUUUAAAACGUCCAAUUAUGUUUCCACUGAUUUAUACCCAAUUUAAUGUUGAUAAAUGUAGAAUAUUUGAACCAUUGAAUGGUGUUCUAAAACAAGGAUCAAAUGUUCUGAUUCAUUGUCAAAUACCAGAUGCUCAAACUGUUAAAUUACUUGUUGAUAAAAAAUGGAAAACUGUGGAUAGUUAUGAAAAUAACAUUUUAAAACAUCAGUUAAAAUUGACAAAUGAGCAACAACAAGCAAAGUGUGGCUAUAUUGUGUUAAUCUUGAUCAUAUAUUGGGCCACCGAAUGUCAACCACUACCAGUCACAUCUGUUUUGCCUCUAUUUUUAUUUCCAAUGGCUGGCAUCAUCAAAAGUUCAGAGGUAGCUCUAAAUUAUUUUCAGGCAAAAACAGAAAUGGCUGCAAAUAAUCAUCCAUGUAUUAAUAUAAACCAACUUGAAUUAGAUGAGUUAAUUAUUAGUGGUCAAAUAAUUUUUGGUUUUUUUCAAGGUUUUUUGUUAGCAACAGCAUAUAGUGCAUCGAUUGGUGGAUUAGCAACAUUAGUUGGCUCUGCGACAAAUAUAAUUGCUAAAGAAUUUGUGGAUGAACUUUUUCAAUGUCGACCUAAUACUGUCGUACAUGAAGCACAGAAACAAGUUCAAAUGGCAUUGAAAAUACAAUACAAACAACUUGGACGUGUCAGUUGGAGUGAGGGAACAAUUGGUUUUCUAUUUAUAAUUCUCUUGUUACUAUUGAUCACUCGGGAUUUCGGUGAAACUCGCGGUUGGAAUGCCAUAUUUCGUCUAAAUUAUGUAACAGAUGGCACAAUUGCAAUAUUGAUCGGCAUUUUACCGUUAAUUUGGCCCUCUACGUCACCAUUCAAAAGAAAUUGGAAAUAUAAACCGAUUCUUACUUGGACUGAAUUAUCUUCAAAUUUGCCAUGGGGAACUCUUCUUUUGUUAGGAGCUGGCCUAGCAAUAGCGGAGGCGUUUCAGAAGUUGCUAGCAACAUUUCAACUGUUAGCAUAUUUUUUCCUGUUCUUGACAUUGUGGUAUGCACGUACAGCAAAUAUUCAUCCAGCAUAUGUCAUUCUACCUUGUACUUUAUCAGUUUCACUAGCAUUUGUGUUUCCAACCUCAUCAAAUCCUAAUUCUGUGGUCUUUGCAAGUGGAACGCUCCAUGUGUGGGAUAUGAUGAAAGCAGGGAUUUCUCCCACGGCGGUCUUGAUAUUGAGUAGAAAGUUAUUAAUCAUCCGAAAAAAUUACAGAAAAUAUAAAAAUCUUAGUUAUACAGAAAAAAAAUCACGUAUGAUCACAAAAGCAUGGGUAUAG
Messenger RNA from Didymodactylos carnosus, 2586 nucleotides. Lineage: Eukaryota; Metazoa; Rotifera; Eurotatoria; Philodinida; Philodinidae. The record is from the annotation of a GenBank genome assembly.